This is a messenger RNA of Dimorphilus gyrociliatus, 901 nucleotides long. Lineage: Eukaryota; Metazoa; Annelida; Polychaeta; Dinophilidae. The record is from the annotation of a GenBank genome assembly.
AAUUGAUCGCCCUUAUUUCUGAAGGAUUCAACAGUAAGUUAUGAAGAUUGCUAUAGCAACUCAUUAUGAAGUUCCUGAAAUUUGUGACUUAGAUAUUCAAAAGGACGAUCUAUUAGCCGAAUAUCUACGAUCAAAGGGUUAUGAAGUUGACGGAAAGGUUUGGAAUUCGAACACUUGUUGGGAAGAAUAUUGCGCUGUUAUAGUUAGAACAACUUGGGACUAUUUUGUACAACCUAAAGAAUUUAAAGAAUGGUUGACAAAGCUAAAUUCGUUGAAUAUCAAAUUGUUUAAUCCCUAUCAAAUUUUGUUAUGGAAUAUGGAGAAGACCUAUUUGGAUGAUCUAAUUAGAAAUGGUAUUCCUAUAGUGCCGACAAUUUUUUUUCGUAAUCUCAAAGAUGCUACGGAGGAGGCUUUGUUAAAAACUGGUUGGAAGAAGAUGAUAUUUAAACCCAUCCUUGGCGGUUCUUCACACAACGUUGAAAAAUUCGACCUUGAGGAAGGCGUUGAAAGAGGCCUAAAGAUAUGUGAAAAGAUCCUGCAGUCUUGUUCGAUGAUGAUACAACCCUUCGUUGAAAAUUUACAAGACCAAGGAGAGACGUCUUUGAUCUAUUUUGAUAAGGUAUACUCCCAUUCAGUUAGAAAGACUCCUCUAGAAGAUUUUCGAUUGUUCGAUAUGACCAAUAUUAAAAUUGAGAGAAUUACUCCACCUGAUGAAUUUAGACUAUUGGGAGAUCGCAUAGUAAAUUGGGUAAGAGGAGAUUUACCAUAUGCUAGAAUAGAUCUGGUAGUUUACGAAGGAAAAGCGGUCGUUAUGGAAUUGGAACUUCUAGAGCCAACACUCUUUCUUGAUAAAAGUUCAGCUGCAAAGUUCGGCGAGGCUGUAUUGAAACAGCUGCAGUAG